AAAACGAGGUGUCCGAUCAGAUGCCUGAAUCAUGUAAAUCAAGUAAAAUGGGAGCUGUGCUGUUUGGCUCAGUCUCAACCGUUCUACUCGUCUCCCGUUCCUCUCCAUCAUGAUUCAYGGCGGUCAUUGACACCMACCYKGAGGAAGCAGUCUCAGUUCACCAAAUUUAAAAGGCAUUUUCCUCUUUCAUUAUAGGUUUYUGUGGUGGAUCUKAUUAAGACAAAGCUAAAUUUCCAAUGCUGGAAUCAGGAGAUUUUGGUGUGGUCUCUCAGCUGUUGGCGGCUGCCCAAGAACAUUCGACCAGCGUUGGUAAAGUCUGGAUUUCGGUGCUGUUUGUCUUCCGCAUCUUCGUCCUCAYRAYRGCMGCUAAAGAAGUGUGGCAAGAUGAGCAGUCCAAUUUCUUAUGUGACACCAAMCAACCUGGUUGUCAACUUGGUUGCUACGACAAGACCUUCCCAGUUUCUCAUGUUCGCUUCUGGGUUAUGCAAAUUAUCUUUGUCUCCACACCAACGCUCGUUUAUCUGGGGUUUGUAGUUCACAAAAUCCGCAUUGACAAAAAGAAAGAAACCAGAACCACCGAAGAUCAAAACAACCAAACUUCUAAAAAAGACUCAAACAGUGAGCCUAAAGUGCCAUUGAAAGGUACAGUCCAGAAAAUGUACAUUGUUAAUGUAGUUUCUAAGAUUCUGUUGGAAAUAGUCUUCUUUAUAGCUCAGUACUACCUGUACGGAUUUGGCCUUCAGUCGAUGUACACCUGUGAACAAUUUCCCUGCCUUACCAAAGUGUUCUGCUACGUGUCCCGACCCACAGAGAAAACAAUCUUCAUUAUUUUCAUGCUUCUAGUAGCUUUAAUAUCUCUGCUUCUCAAUGUGUUAGAGUUGGCCUACCUAAUUUGGAAGGAAAAUGGGAAACCUGGAUGUAACUCGGUCCAAAGCAAUACAGAUGGUAGAUCAAGUGAGAUUUAUUCACUCAAUCCUAAAUUGAGUAAUUCCACCAAGCAGAGCUACGUGUAG
Poecilia reticulata (guppy) is the source of this 1013-nucleotide messenger RNA. Lineage: Eukaryota; Metazoa; Chordata; Actinopteri; Cyprinodontiformes; Poeciliidae. The record is from RefSeq and is a predicted model, not a curated record.